Bradysia coprophila is the source of this 449-nucleotide messenger RNA. RefSeq lists its product as uncharacterized. The record is from RefSeq and is a predicted model, not a curated record. Lineage: Eukaryota; Metazoa; Arthropoda; Insecta; Diptera; Sciaridae.
UACCAUCUAUCAGGACAGUACCAUGAAAAUCUACAUAUUUAUUUUUGCGGUGGCAAUAUUUACCGGUGUAAUUGGUUCACCGAUAGCAGAGACUGAUCUCCUCGAAUUCCUUGGAGGUCGCAUUGACGAAACGGCGAAUAUCUUUAUUGGACUGAGUGAAGCUAUACCUGAAUCUAAUCCUUUAAAUGGAAUACUCGUAGAUCUGGGUCAACUUGUUUCUUUUAUUGGCAAUGACGUAAUUGAUAGGACAGCUGGAGAUUUCGCGAGCCAAGUUUCACAAACUGUUGAUCAAGUUGGUUCUGCCGUCGAGAGCGUUCCUGUUGUCGGCUCUAUUGCAUCAGGCGUAGUGGAAGCAGCUUCACCAAUUUUGAAAGCUGUAGGUGGUGUGAACUAACCUGGAUUUUAUUAAUUCUGAUUCAUGAUGACAUAUAAAUAAAUAAUGAUUCCAA